Leishmania mexicana MHOM/GT/2001/U1103 is the source of this 2247-nucleotide messenger RNA. RefSeq lists its product as hypothetical. The transcript has a single exon. NCBI's taxonomy places the organism in Eukaryota, Euglenozoa, Kinetoplastea, Trypanosomatida, Trypanosomatidae. The record is from RefSeq and is a predicted model, not a curated record. Bases 1 to 2247 code for a protein of 748 amino acids.
AUGACCGCUGCUGCCGCCGCCACGGCGCAGUCGUCAGCGCUGCUGAUUUAUCUCAACAGUGAUGUCGGGAUGGAGCGGCCGUACCGCAUCUCCCUGCCCGCCAGUGUCGACACCUUGGCGGAACUCUGCCAGUACCUCACAGCACGCAUAACCCUCCGCCCCGGUGAAGACACCACCGGUCGAGGGUAUCGAUUCCUCUACGCCGUAUCCGGCAAGCCACUUUGGCGCGUAAAGGAGUGCAUCGACGCAGGCACGAUUGUCCUGAGCGUGGGGCCUGGCUUCCUGGCACGGCGCCCGACAAGCAGCACGGCGGGGCCGCCACCACCAGCAGGGCCUGUAAUCGACAUCACGCCAGACAGAUCGGCAGCUGGACUAGGUCCCGAGUCUGGUUCGGGGCGAAAGGGCUCACCGUCCGCUUCACCUCCGAUUAAGCAGCCAGCCGACGACAGGUGCGGCAUGCGGGGUGGCGGUGCCGCGGACUACCCGGCCGGCAACGCGCCGACAAGCAGCCACGUAGCCACUGCCGCCACUAUCCUCUCUGAUGGCGCGGCAGGGCAGCGUGGCAGUGUAGAUGCCGCUUGGCCACCCGAUCCAUCUGUGCGUCGUCCUUCGCAGGCGGAGGAAAGAGAGCGCCUCUUCAGCAUCACGCCGAGCACGGCGAUGCGGGGACGCGGGCCCUCUGGUGGAGGACCGAUGUCGUCGCAGUCGCAUGCGAUGCCGAAUGGCUUCGGCGUCGUGUCCUCUGCCGCAGUGAGCUCCCCAGAGGAUAGCCUCUUCACCUCGGUGCCACCCGGGACUCUGCCGGUGCCGACAAGGACGCCAACUGCAUGCCGUGGGACUGGCGGCAUCUGUGGCUCGGCACCAUGUGCGCAGCCUGCAACCCCCACUUCGACGACUGCGACGACGAUGCCGCGCGGCACGGUGUUCCUUGAGCACAAAGCGCACCCACUGCCACCGCGUCCGGCUUUUGCUGCGAUGCCCUCUUUCACUGGGAGUCUUUCCGCCCUACCGCCGUACCAGCAGCCCCUCUCAGCCAUGUCCAUCUCCAGCAGCCUAGAGUGCCUCCUCCUUCGCAAGUGGGCCGCCUAUCAGCGACUGCACAGCACCGCCCCUAACGACCUUGUCGCUGGCGAAGCUCUCUCGCACCUGAUCAACUCCCUCGGGCCCAAGGGCGCGGCAAAUGGCGGUGCGCCGUGUCGGGUCCUCGUGAGCGGGCCGCCCCGCAGCGGCGUCUCCACCACAGCCUCGUUUCUGCUCCGUCACUACCUGCGCACGCUGCAGUUCCAGCCAGGCCACCCGUUCUACAACUCAGUGCUCCUUGCGCUUGACUUUCGCCUGCUUUUCGGGUCGGAAACGGCGGCUCCAGCAACGCGACCGCCGCGGCUUCUGCAAGACCUUGGCGCACUCUACCAGCUCGUCGUACGCAGCGUCAUCGAUGCAGUGGUGGUGCAGCGGCCGUUGCUGCGGGAAGCGGGAGCGCUGUUAGCGCAGUUGUGGGACUUGGUCAUUAAGCCGAACGUGCAGCCUCGCACACCGCCGAACUUCACCACGUUCUCACAGGCCGAACGGUUCGUGGGCAUCGAUGUGCUGGCGAGUUGGACAAGACUUGCUGAGCAGAUGUACCCCAUUCUGCAGGCAGCAUGCCGCACCCCCGAUGUGCUCCAGCUGCGGGACGCCGCGAUGGACCUCAUCUUCUACGCUAUCCCUGCCGAGCUCACCUCCUCGCUGAAGUUUUCUGGCCUGGUUUAUGCCCUGGACGGGUUAGAGGAGCUGACGCGCUGCUACGCGCAUCGGGUGACACGGCCAGCCGGUGACCUCGGGCCGCUCCUGCAGGCCGUCACGGCGGACCCUCGCACCCACCUAGUCAUCGCGUGGCCGUCGACGCUCUCACCGCAGUGUGUGUACCUGCCAGGCCUCACAGCGCAUGUGUCUACCAUCGGCCUCGUGCCGCGCGCUGCGCUAAACGCGACACACUUUCCGCAAGUCCUGCGCUGUCGCGACAAGGAGUACCCACUGGAAGUCUUCCUCGGCUGUCCCGGUUAUCUCUCCAUCUUGUCGGCCAUGGCAAGGCCGUUCCGCAAGACGCUGUCGAUCCCCACGACAGCGUUCUCAGCGUACUAUCAGGAGAACUACGAGAAGAGGGGCGCGAAGGCGGCGGAGGGCUACGCGCUCCGCCUUGACAUGCCAGCGGCUGCCCGAGAGCUGGAAGCGCUUCUGCAGUGUGUGCAGGCGCUGCCGCUGCGUUGA